AUGGAGAAGAAGGUGGUUCUGAUCACAGGCUGCUCCUCGGGAAUCGGCCUCAGCCUGGCUGUCCGGCUGGCCUCCGACCCCGACAAAACAUUCAAAGUGUAUGCCACCAUGAGAAACCUGGCCAAGAAGGAGCGUCUCAUAGAGUGUGUGAAAAGCCUGCACAAAGACACCUUGGACAUCCUGCAAAUGGACGUGACCAGCUGGCAGUCCAUCCUGGAUGCGAGGGACAGGGUUGUGGAGAAACGAGUGGACAUUCUGGUGUGUAAUGCGGGUGUGGGUCUGAUGGGGCCGCUGGAGGUGCAGUCCUUGGACUCGAUGAGGCAGAUUCUGGAGGUCAACCUCUUCGGUACCAUCCAGACAAUCCAGGCGUUCCUGCCAGGGAUGAAGGCUCGGGGUCAGGGCCACAUCCUGGUCACGGGGAGCACAGGAGGGCUUCAAGGUCUCCCCUUUAAUGAGGUGUACUGCGCCAGUAAAUUUGCAAUAGAGGGAGCAUGUGAGAGUUUGGCAAUCCUCCUGCAACACUUCAAUAUCCAUGUGAGUCUUGUUGAGUGUGGUCCAGUGAACACUGACUUCCUGGUGAACCUGCAGAAGGCAGAGCUCGGGGACACAUCUCUGCAACAGGUCGAUGACCUCACACUCAACCUCUAUGAAAAAUACCUGCAGCACUGUGGCUCUGUUUUCCAAAACGCAGCCCAGGACACUGAGGACAUUGUGAAGGUAUUUCUGGAAGCCAUCCAGUCACCCAGCCCUGCCUUCAGAUACUUCACCAGCGGGGACGUGCCACCUCUCACCAAACUGAAGGCCACAGAGCCAGGUGGCUCGCGGUACAUCAGUGCUUUGAGCAAAACCAUGUUCUCAUCUGAGGAACAAUAAUUGUGCCUCGUUUUCAACCAAGCCACUAGUUGCUCUUCUUUUUUCUUCGUGUACAGAGUUUUAUGUUGUUGUUCUCUCAGUUUUGUGUUUUGGAGUUAAAGUGGGGCACUGUGACUCACCGUGGUGACUCAAAGUUCAGUUUUAUAUUUUAACAUGGAGGGACUGCAUACUUCUAUUUUUGUGAAUCACGUUUAAAAAUGUAUAUUCCUUUUCGACAAUUUUAAGAUUUGAAAAAUAAACAAAGUUUUGGUUGUUGGAGACAUUUUAAGUAAGUAUUAUGUUGAGUGA
This is a messenger RNA of Gymnodraco acuticeps, 1161 nucleotides long. RefSeq names its product hydroxysteroid (17-beta) dehydrogenase 1 (gene hsd17b1). Gene Ontology annotation, molecular function: estradiol 17-beta-dehydrogenase [NAD(P)+] activity. Gene Ontology annotation, biological process: estrogen biosynthetic process. The transcript is spliced from 6 exons. Gene Ontology annotation, cellular component: cytoplasm. The record is from RefSeq and is a predicted model, not a curated record. NCBI's taxonomy places the organism in Eukaryota, Metazoa, Chordata, Actinopteri, Perciformes, Bathydraconidae. Bases 1 to 873 code for a protein of 290 amino acids.